Molecule: messenger RNA, 1079 nt
Organism: Helianthus annuus (common sunflower)
Lineage: Eukaryota; Viridiplantae; Streptophyta; Magnoliopsida; Asterales; Asteraceae
Product: glutathione S-transferase U17
Exons: 2
Coding region: 146-841 (231 amino acids)
Biological process (GO): glutathione metabolic process
Cellular component (GO): cytoplasm
Molecular function (GO): glutathione transferase activity
Source: RefSeq, a predicted model, not a curated record
ACAAAAGUCCAAUACAAAUGCAAAAUGUAAUUACUCAUAACUGGAAGGUAAGUAUUGUAUUUUCGUAAAUGUUUAAGGGGCACAUGUAAUUUGUUUUUGUGUAUAUAUGUGACCAUCUUUGUCUAAGUUUGCAUCAUCUCUUGCAAUGGGAAAAAACAGUGAAAUUAAGCUUCUUGGAACCCCUCCAAGUCCUUUUGUGAACCGGGUUCAAUUCGUUCUCAACCUCAAGUCUAUUGAGUAUGAGUACAUAGACGAAAAUCUCGCUUGCAAAAGUGAGCUUCUGUUGACAUCCAACCCGGUUUAUAAGAAAGUUCCGGUUCUUUUUCAUGGAAACAAACCUCCCAUUCCUGAGUCUCUUAUCAUAAUCGAGUACCUCGAUGAAAUCUAUCCUGAUAUCCAUCCGAUACUCCCCUCCGACCCUUUAGGUCGGGCCGAUAACCAUUUUUGGGCUAACUACAUCGAUAACAAGUUUUUCUCGUUGUUUGAGGAGCUUAGGAUAACACCGGGGAAAGAAGGGAAAGAAGCAAUAAAGAAACAGAUAACUGAAGGAUCUGAACUGUUGGAAGAAACGUUUGUGAAGUUUAGUAAUGGGAAAGCUUAUUUUGGUGGAGAUAAUGUAGGAUAUCUGGAUGUUGUUUUAGGAUGUUUCCUCGGUUGGGCAAAGUUGCUUGAAAAACAUAACGAAUUCAAAAUAUUUGAUGAAGUUAGAACCCCAAAACUGCUAGAAUGGACAAACCGUAUAUGGUCGCAUGAAUCCCUUAAGGAUGUGAUCCCGGGGAGCGAAGCCCUAAUGAACUUUUAUAUGAUGCUGAUGAAGUAUAAACCACCAAGAGCAGCUUAAGUUUAUCUCUAUGUUUUAUCCAUCUAUUAUUAAAAUAGUACCUAUGUGCAUCCUAUUUAAGUUGGGUUUAAAGUCAUUGUAAGUUGAGUUUAAAGUCAUUUAAGUCGGGUUUAAAGUCAUCGUGUGUUAUCUUAGAGUAAGUAAAGAUCACAAUCGUGAUUUUUACUGUUUACUCCAUUUAUCAAUUAUCAAUGUUUUGACUUUGUGUUCACAAUGCUAUUGAUGAUGUCUUUUUAAA